Molecule: messenger RNA, 1443 nt
Organism: Eurypyga helias (sunbittern)
Lineage: Eukaryota; Metazoa; Chordata; Aves; Eurypygiformes; Eurypygidae
Product: MAP kinase-activating death domain protein-like
Exons: 6
Biological process (GO): regulation of apoptotic process; regulation of Rab protein signal transduction
Cellular component (GO): cytosol
Molecular function (GO): guanyl-nucleotide exchange factor activity
Source: RefSeq, a predicted model, not a curated record
GUAGGUUGGACUUGCCAGGUGGUUCCAAGCAGAUUCUGUUCCCCGAGGCAGUCGAUCACGCCUGACUGGAUAACUGACUACUGGAUCGAUGAACAGAAAGUCACUGAGAUGACAUAGGGAAGGGUGUCAGGGACAAUGGUGCAGAAAAAGAAAAUCUGCCCUCGGUUACUUGACUAUCUUGUGAUCAUUGGAGCCAGGCAGCCAAGUAGCGAUAGUGUUGCUCAGACUCCUGAACUGCUGCGACGUUACCCUCUAGAAGACCACGUGGACUUCCCUUUACCGCCUGAUGUUGUAUUCUUCUGCCAGCCAGAAGGAUGCCUGAGUGUGCGGCAAAAACGCAUGAGCUUCCGUGAUGAUACUUCCUUUGUCUUCACGCUCACAGACAAGGAUACAGGUGUCAUUCGCUAUGGAAUCUGUGUCAACUUCUACCGCUCCUUCCAGAAGCGAGUAUCCAAGGAGAAGGGAGAGGGCACAGCAGGGCAUCGAGCUCGGGAGGGACAGAAAAUCCCCAAAUGCGGUGAUGCGUCUGCACCCCAAGAGGAAGUGGGCACCGAGAGUUCGGAGAGUGGUUCUUCGCUGCAGGCUCCAAGUACAGAGUCUACCCCAGAUGUGAAUCGAUCACCACGCAGUAAGCGCCUGGCCAAAGGCAGCCAUCGCUCUCGCAACAGCACUCUGACUUCUCUGUGCAUCCUUAGUCAUUAUCCCUUCUUUUCCACCUUUCGUGAGUGUCUGUACACCCUCAAGAGACUUGUGGACUGCUGUAGCGAGAGAUUGUUGGGCAAGAAGCUGGGGAUUCCUCGUGGGGUGCAGAGGGAUACCAUGUGGCGGAUUUUCACAGGCUCCCUCCUGGUGGAAGAAAAGUCUAGUGCGUUGCUACACGACUUGAGGGAGAUUGAGGCCUGGAUAUACCGGCUGCUCCGUUCACCGAUGCCUGUUGCUGGUCAGAAGCGGGUGGACGUGGAAGUCUUGCCACAUGAGUUGCAGCCAGCUUUGACCUUUGCUCUUCCUGAUCCAUCCCGUUUCACCUUGGUGGAUUUUCCACUCCAUCUGCCUUUGGAGUUGUUGGGAGUGGAUGCCUGCUUGCAGGUGCUGACCUGCAUCCUUCUGGAGCACAAGGUUGUACUGCAGUCCAGAGAUUAUAAUGCACUCUCAAUGUCUGUGAUGGCCUUUGUGGCUAUGAUCUACCCAUUAGAGUACAUGUUCCCAGUGAUCCCGCUGCUUCCCACCUGCAUGGCCUCAGCAGAACAGUUGCUUCUAGCCCCUACACCUUAUAUCAUUGGUGUUCCAGCAAGUUUCUUCCUUUACAAACUGGAUUUUAAAAUGCCUGAUGAUGUAUGGCUUAUUGACCUGGAUACCAAUAGGGUGAUCGUUCCCACAAAUGCAGAAUCUUUGCCAGCGCUGCCAGAACCAGAAGCUUCAGAGCUGAAAAAGCAUCUGAAACAG